Molecule: messenger RNA, 2970 nt
Organism: Raphanus sativus (radish)
Lineage: Eukaryota; Viridiplantae; Streptophyta; Magnoliopsida; Brassicales; Brassicaceae
Exons: 2
Coding region: 158-1522 (454 amino acids)
Source: RefSeq, a predicted model, not a curated record
CAUUCGGCGGCCCUAUAUACAAUAAACUUUAUUUAUCUACUACUUUAGUAGGAACAACUACAUAGUCUACAAUCCCAAAAACAUAGACUGAUCUUUUUCCUAUUUUCUGUUACUUGAUUUGAUAACUUCGAUUCUUUAAUUUCUUUCUUUAUCAAGAAUGGAGGGGAGGAAACUGGAUUUGUAUUCUCCAUUACCAUCAAUAAGGCGAAUUUCAAGUAAAACGAAGCAUGCAAGUGAAUCAGAUAACAAGAAGACAGUUAUUACCAGACCAGAGGCUCGAUCAUGCUGCCUAAGGAAAGAACAAGACACGCCGGUUUUUGUAUUACCAGACCAGAGUUUCGAUCAUCUCUCAGAACCAGCUUCAAUACCUUUUGUGUGGGAACAGAUCCCUGGAAAACCAAAAGAUGACAUGGCUACAUUGAUUCAAGAGUCAGGUUUACUAGAAACCGACGAAGAAGAAGAUUUGUAUACAGUUUCUUCUAAUAGAACCUUCUCUGUUAACUGCAGCACGAGUGGUGUGAGCGACAUCAUCGAGAAGAACGGUGAGAGAGCUGACGAUGCGUCGUCUAGAGAAAAUCUCGAUCUAAUGAUGUCAAGAUUCUUACCAGCUGCUAAAGCAAUGGCUUUCACACAACAAAAACGCUCUUCAGAGCAGAAGCAAACCCUACAAAACAGAGAAGCUCUUGUAACUCGCCAAAGAAGUCAAGUAGCCGCAGAACAUGAGCAUCUCGCUAUUGUUCAGAGCCUUUACGAUGAUUUAAACAAUGAUGAUGAUGAAGAUGAUGAUGAUGUUGAUCAUCGAAUCUACCCAGAAGUUACUAUCAAGAAAGCUUGUGGAUUCUUGCCAAGGCUUUGUGCCAAGAACUCAUUCAAGAUUUCAAACCCGGUUCCUUUGGUUUCAGGAUCAAACCGGGUUCUGAAUCAUUCUUGUGAACAAACCGGUUUACCAAACUGGUCAACUAGGCGUCUUUCCGGUUUUAUCUCUCCGUACCGAACCUCUUGUUCUGCUCCGGAGCAAGCAGAGAGCUGCAAAAGGGUUAACAGAGGAAUGAGCAAGUCUCAAGAGCUGUAUCCACCAAGGACAAGAAGAGAGAUUCUUCCUAACCACUCACACUCUGGAGAAGUCAGAAUGUUUAGAAACUCCAUCUCAACUCCGUCGAGGAUCCAACGGACGACCAUUCACGACUCGAGGUUUCUUGCGGAGGAAGCAAUUAGAAGAAGAACAAGCAGCAAAAGGUCUGGGAACGUUUUGAGAACGUCGCAGGAAUGUACAGCGGCGAUUUCUACGCCACCUUUACCAGAAACUCCGUCUAGGCCUUGGCUUCGACGAACACUCCUCCCUCCGGUGAACCCUAGACCUUACGGCGUCGUGUUUGGUCAAGUUGGUGCUAAGAAACUGAAUCAAGAAAUUAUUGAAUCUACAAAAUGGGAAACGAUGGUUAAAACAUCUUAUGCUCACAACGAUCACGUUCGUUAUUCUCAGGAGCUGAUUGUUCAUUCCUCUCGCCAGCAAAAUACAUAAAAAUAGAUAAUUAACAUCGUUGUUUUACUUUACAAUUAAAUCAGUAAGCUUAAAGAAAAAAAUUGGCAUGCAGAAUUUUCCGAGAUUGUUUAGUUUGGUAUACAUAUAUAUAUUUUUAUCAAGUUUGGUUAUAUAUAUAAAUCUUUGUCAAAAAAAAGUUUGGUAUAUAUAUAUAUAUUUAUCAAAAGUUUAAUAUUAUUUUUGUUUGUGUUAUGAUUGUGGGCUUUGUUCUUCUGACCACAUGUUUUGUAAUCGAAGGCCUAACUGUUAUUGAUGUUUGAUAAAACAUAGUUAAACCUGUUACGAGCCUUAUACGGCUAGGCCGGGACAGUUAGAAAACGUAAUCAGGCGUGUUCAUAGUAUUUAAGUAUAUUGCAUCUGCAAGAACAAUUUUGGAUUUUAACCGAUAGGGCAUCUCCAGCUCUACUCCAUUUUUUACUUUAAACUCUAUUUUAUAGUAAAAAAUUCAAUGUGACAAAAAAAUAAAAAUUUCGAACCCAAUUCUAUUUUGAAGUUAAAUUAUUUUUAUUUAUGAGAAAAUUCUUUUAGUUUUGGAUAUUUUUAUUUCAUAUUUUAAAUAAUACAAUAACAUGAAAAUAUAUAAUAAUCCACAAAAAAAUAUUAAUAAUUUUAAUAAAAUAUUUAAAAACUAAAGAAAAACAGAACUAAACAAAAUAAUAUGAAAUUAAUAUAAUAUAAUAAAAAUAAGUAAUUUAAUUAGUUGGUAAAUCAUUCUCAGAAUCGAUGAAGUAUUGUUUAAACGGAACGGAUGAAUUAGUUUAUCUUAUGGAUCAACAUUUGGACUGAAAUAAUUUAUACUGUUGAACUUGAUACAUGCACAAAUAUUUGGAUCAUGUACAUAACUCAAAUAACAAAAGAAUUUUCUUUUUCUUUAUGUUAUUUUAAUGCAUAAUUUUGUUUUUGAAUUAGGAAAAUUGCAUAUGAUGAAAGUUAUACCAAUUAAAGUUAGAAAAUCUCUAAUUGUUUUCUAAUAAUAAAUGUUUAAAAUAUUUUUUUACAAAAAUUUUGUAAAUAUAAAAUAGUUGGUGUUGAUUGUUAAAUUUAUAUAAGUUAGAAGGUACUACUAACAAUAAUUAACUAAAUAAAAAUGGAAUCAUUUGUGAAUAUUCUUUUUGGAGUAAAAGAUUGAGUAAUACAUUGGAGUAAAACUCAAUUUCAUUUUAGAUUUAUACAUUUUGGAGUAAAAUAUUGAGUAAUACAUUGGAGAUGGUUUUAGUGUGGGUUUUUAUCAAUUGUUUUUUUUUUUGCUUAACCUUUGUUUUUCUAUCAAUUGUUUUAAGAAAUUAAAAAAGAAUAUUAAUAAUAUUAAUAAUAUUCAGAGUUCAAUUAAUGCAAUAUAAUAGGUUGAAUUUGAAGUUUUAGCAACACACAAUUGACAGAAAAAUCUCUAUAAUAUUAUUUUAGCAUUCACUUAUGUAUUAUAUGUA